Molecule: messenger RNA, 1353 nt
Organism: Myotis lucifugus (little brown bat)
Lineage: Eukaryota; Metazoa; Chordata; Mammalia; Chiroptera; Vespertilionidae
Gene: FEZF2
Product: FEZ family zinc finger 2
Biological process (GO): regulation of transcription by RNA polymerase II
Cellular component (GO): nucleus
Molecular function (GO): RNA polymerase II cis-regulatory region sequence-specific DNA binding; DNA-binding transcription activator activity, RNA polymerase II-specific
Source: RefSeq, a predicted model, not a curated record
AUGGCCAGCUCGGCUUCCCUGGAGACCAUGGUGCCCCCGGCCUGUCCCCGAGCCGGAGCGUCACCGGCCACUUCCAAGACGCUGGCCUUCUCCAUCGAGCGCAUCAUGGCUAAGACGUCGGAGCCCCGUGCGCCCUUUGAGCCCCGGCCGGGGGCCCUGGAGGCAGACAGCGGCCAGGGCAAGAAACUGCUCAACCUCUGCUCGCCGCUGCCCUGCAUGAUCCCCCUCCAGCCCCUGGGCUACGACAUGCCGUCCAAGACGCUGCUCAGCUACUCCGAGCUCUGGAAAGGCAGCCUCCGGGCGGGCGGCGGCGGCGGCGGGGGGGCUUCGGUGUGCGGCGCCAGCGGCUUGUGCAAAACCAACUGUGGCGUGUGCUGCAAGGCCGAGCUGGGCCUGGCGCCGUCCGCGCUGCCCGCGGGCAGGGUCAUCAAGCCGCAGGUCAUCAACCACGCGGUGGGGCUGCCGGCCAGCUCGCUCUACUACUUCAACUACCUGGACUCCGCCGCCUACCCGCCAUCUGAGCUUCUAGGCGGCCACCUCUUCCCAUCUGGCCUCCUCAACGCACACAGGCCCCCCGCCGCCCUGGCGGCGCACCCCAAGCUCUUUUUGCUGGAGAACGCCAAGUUGGCCGGCCUGGCCGCGGACAAGUUCCCCCACCCGGCGCCCUACGCCCAUAAGGAGCGCCUGCCCGCGCCGCUGGAGCAGGUGCUGAAGGAGAACUCGGCCCUGACCGCCGAGCGCGGCGGCGUCAAGGGCCACGGCAAGCUGCCCGGUGCCUCCGCGGACGGGAAGCCGAAAAACUUCACCUGCGAGGUGUGCGGCAAGGUGUUUAACGCUCACUAUAACCUCACCCGCCACAUGCCGGUCCACACCGGAGCCAGACCGUUCGUGUGCAAAGUCUGCGGCAAAGGCUUCCGCCAGGCCAGCACGCUGUGCAGACACAAAAUUAUCCACACCCAGGAAAAGCCUCAUAAAUGCAACCAGUGCGGCAAAGCUUUCAACCGCAGCUCCACGCUCAACACGCACAUCCGCAUCCACGCGGGCUACAAGCCCUUCGUCUGCGAAUUCUGCGGCAAAGGCUUUCACCAGAAAGGGAACUACAAGAACCACAAGCUGACCCACAGCGGCGAGAAGCAGUACAAGUGCACCAUCUGCAACAAGGCCUUCCACCAGGUCUACAACCUGACCUUCCACAUGCACACCCACAACGACAAGAAGCCCUUCACCUGCGCCACCUGCGGCAAGGGCUUCUGCAGGAACUUUGACCUCAAGAAGCACGUGCGCAAACUCCACGACAGCGCGGGCCCGGCCACCCCCUCCACCAAGGACCUGACGCGGACCGUGCAGAGCUGA